AUGGCAGCCGAUGUUGUGUCAGCGACAGGCGCGACACCAGAUGACGGCCGACCUCCCCUCAAGUUCAUAGACACUCCACUGGAGCAGAACUACGAGUUCUGCGAGGAGCUGGGCAGUGGCCAGUUCGCUCAAGUACGACGGGUAAUCAAACGAUCAACGGGUACCCCCUACGCAGCCAAGUUCAUCAAGAAGCGACGCUACACCACCUCCAGAAGAGGAGUGCCUCGAGAGCACAUCGAACGAGAAGUCAGGGUGCUUCAGAAGAUCGCUGGACAUCCGAAUGUCAUCGAGUUGCACGAGGUCUACGAGACUCUGACUGACAUUGUGCUCAUCCUCGAGUUGUAAGUCGUUAUGUUUUUGAAAUUUACAGGUACUCCAACUUAAACUUUUGCAUUUUUUGUACAAAAUUGUACCUUUAUAACAACAUUGUUACACAAUAUUAUUAUUAAAUUACUAAUAAUGCUGUUUAGAGUAUCUGGCGGCGAGCUCUUUGAUCACGUAUGUGCUAACGAGUACCUUGACGAGGUUGAAGCAGCGGCAUUCAUCAAACAGAUUCUUUUCGGCAUUAAACAUCUACAUUCGAAACAUGUUGUACAUAUGGAUAUCAAGGUAAUAUGAGCAUGCAAUGUCAUAAAAAGGUUUUAUAUAACUAUUACUUUUAUAUUAUUAUAUAUAAAUAUAUCACUAUAUUAACAUUACCAUCUUUGAGCCAGAGAAUAUAAUGUUAAGAAGGAGGAACGAGCCCCAGAUCAAACUGAUCGACUUUGGUCUGUCAAGGAUCAUUCGACCGGGCGAACAAGUCAAGGACAUGAUUGGUACUCCCGAGUUUGUGGGUAAGUACCAAUUUUAAAAUGGGCUUAAAUUUUUAAAAUUUAUUUUUAAAAUGAUCUUUUCAGCACCGGAGGUCGUGAACUAUGAACCAUUGGCACCAGCAACUGACAUGUGGGCUCUCGGAGUCGUUACCUAUAUAUUGUAAGUAAUCAUUUUACUUUGGAAUAGUAUAGAAAAUGUAUGUAAUAUAUAAAAUCUCAUAGACUACAACCUUUCAUUUGUAGGCUUUUUCAAAUGUAUUAUAGUGUUACGCUUAAUAAUAUGUUGGUAUGCCUUCAUUUACAUCGUAUUGUCUCCAUAAUUAUGUUUUAUCUUGUUGUAGGUUGAGUGGAGGUUCUCCCUUCCUUGGUGCCAGCAGAGAUGAGACCUUUUGUAACAUCACGGCUGUCAAAUACCACUUUUCUACUCAGUAUUUUGGAAAAGUGUCACCUCAUGCCAAAGACUUCAUCAGCCGACUGUUCGUGCGUGACAUACGAAAGAGAGCGACAGUCGAUGAAUGUCUGCGACAUCCUUGGAUCAGAGGGGUAAGAUAAUGUUUAUAGUACUUUAUCUUUGAGUUACAUUACUCUAGUGUACAUAAAAUGAAAAAAAGUCAUAUUUUAACUUAGUUUUAAACGUAUCAUACGAAGUCUUACGGUUUUGAAAACAAUAUUGUUGCUUUCACACUACUUUUUACAUUCUAAGCCGAGGUACACUCUAUUUGAAACAAUUCUUAUCAGUAAGAUUAUGCUUUUAAACUAUAAGUUGUGACUUUCUUCCUAUGACCUUUACCUACAAUAACUGUUUAACACAUAAUUACAUAACCAUUUGUAGCCCGACAACGGUAUCGAGGACAUCAGGCGGUCAUCCAUCAUCAGUGUAUCCCACAUUCACUCUUUCAAAGUAAAGCAGAAGUGGAGGGUGAGUAAUAUGUUAUGGGAUUCGAAACCGGUUCUUCUCGCAGUUACUUUACAAACCAUAUUACUCCCGGUUUCUGUAAUAAUACGGGCAUUAAUAAUGUCGUAUAAAACACAUAAAAUCGUGCAUAAUAUAGGUAACAAUUGUAUUUGUCUGAUUAUAUUGAUAUUGCCUAUAACAAUAUCCUAAAUUUUGCCAGAAUUUGAAAGGUAAGAUGCCAAAAGUUUUAUAAAAGACAACAAAUGAGAGUUAAAGCAAAUAUUAGUAAAACAAGGCAUAUUAGCAUAAGAAUAUUACAGAAAGCGAUUGAGAUCGUGCGAUUGUGUGUAAGGAUAACACAAACUGAACGAGAACGAGUGCUUCUGAAGCAGAUCUCUCCAGGAGACUCCAAAUACGAUACGGUAAGUAUAACAUUACUCAUUACACCUUGUAUAAGGAUGACAUACUGACCAGCUCCAUCCUCGUCGCCUGUUCAGAAGGUAACAUUGGAGCUCUGGAACAGUUGGGAAGUCUCUACAGGUUCAGUCUUAACGUUGCCAACUCGGUAAGUCGAUUGUAGGGGAGUGUAAAGUCAUUAUAGACAAUAUGGGUCAUGAUUAUCUAAUAAUCGUUAUCCAUCGAGUUAUUAGUCAAGAAUAAAUGACACCGAUAAGUAAUAGAAGCUCUGAUAUUGAAGUAGAUCAAAAGUCAAAAGUUACAGUUAAUAUCUUUUUAAAAAUACUGUUAAUAAGCUGUUUUGUAUUACCUUUUAUAUGUAUAUGUUCCUUUUGCAGCUAGGAGAGACGUCAGUCCAUGUUUGUGUGGCCACUGGAUCCGAGAAGUUGUUGAUCUAUCUCCAACGUCGUGGAUGUCCAGUUGAUGUUGUAGACUCUCGAGGUGAAACUCCACUGUUCGCAGCAGCACGAAACGGUCAUGCUCACCUAGUCAGGUACCUAACUUGUCCCAGAAACAAGUUCAUCGAAGUCAACAAAGUCAAUUUGGUAAGGCUUUGCAAAGUGACGGAAUGCCACUAUUGAUUUAUUGAAUUACAAGAGGAAGAAAUAAGGGGGGGGUUGACCAUUAUUAUAAGUACUUGAGCAAACAACUUUGAUAUUUGUUUGUGCUUUAUACUGUAUGGAUUAAUAUAUUAUUGUAAUGGAUUACUUUGGCUUUAGAACGGAGAAACAGCUCUUCACGCUGCCACUCGUUACGCACAGGUGGAGUCAUGUCUUGCCCUCUUAGAGAACGGUGCUGAUGUUGAUAUUCAGGACGAAGUAUGUUAAGUUAGACGUAUUAUUGACUAUGGUUAUGUUUUUGAAAGACUUUUUAAUCGUUUCGUCAUCAUGAGUAUGUUUACCAUGAUAUGUUUGCCUAACUAUUGUACUUUCAGCACGGUGAAUCAGCUAUUCACGUGGCCAGUUGGUAUGGGUACGGGCUUCUAUUGAGCAUCUUGUGCCGGUUUAACGCCCGAGUGGACGUCACGAAUCAGGUAGGUUGUGGAUGUGACACGAGAUAUUGAGUUAGUGCUCUCCGGAGACUCGGGGAUUCUGAAUGCAUAAAGCCGAAGGGGGGAUAUCGGGGCAGGCGAGGGGGCUACUCGCGAUUGGACCAGAAAUUAGACGGCUCCAGGCAAAUGACUCUCUUUUGGUCUCCAUGGUGAGGGGAAUUAUGGAGAGGAAAGUAAAGGGCGAGGUAACAGAAAAAUAGCACACCUGCUUCAAUGCACACUCGGAGCGACACGCUCGGGUGGGGCGGCGUGCCUUAUACGUUCAUGGUCAGAUUACUUACCAUCCUUGCGCGAUGUAGUUUUAAAUGCUCUUGUAAUGUCGUCGAGAGGAGGGGAGGGGUGGGCGUGAACUAUCGUGCUGACUCCAGACGCAUUUCGUAACGUAGCGUGGCGGACUUGAGGAGUAAUAUCUCUGGAUUAAGCUGAGAACCUGGACUCCAAAACGCCCGAACCCGAAGAGGAUGUGGAGUACGUCAGUCUGGACGACCAAUUAGAUGACUCAUCGUUCCCAGAAGCCGUAUUCACUCCAUCUUCAGAAGAACCCUCGUCUUCGCGUGGUGAUCAGCCUCGUAACAUCGUUCACAAUAUCUUGUCCGAUCCCAAAAAGGUGGCUCGGAUUGACUUUGGCAGUCUAGUCCAUUCGGUGACACGAUCCUUGAGUAAAGGAAUGUCAGAGGAAGAGGCUGGCGACUCGAGGACUAAUCCUUUCCAUCCUCAAUAUAAUGGCUUCAAUCAGAAGACCAAAGGCCCCAUUUUGCCAUUUGAAGCCUCAACCUUGGACUUGCGAGACCACUCCUUAACUGGCCCUCAUGUGCCUUCGUUGUGGCAAUUGGAGACUAAAUAUAAGCCUAGCGAUGUGCUAUUAGGAUUGUCCAACAACAAUCCUUUUAGGACGGAGGCUUGGCAACCGCCGGAACGAUACGUUCACACAGCACGUCCCGGGUACGAUGAAGCAAAUAACGUGCCAGAAGCAGCCGAAGAACGUAAGACCGUUCCAGACGGCAAGUUCACAGAAGCCGACUUCAACGAGACCGACUACAAUGUUAUGCUGAGUUCUAGUGCUCCAGCCACUUCCAGAAAGCCAGCGCCGUGUGCUGUAUCGUAUCCCUCGACUUCUGUGUUUAUUCAGCUGGUGAACAGCGCUUUCGAGGCUGGCCUAGUCCAUCCGGAGGGAAAGUAUUAUCCCGAUGGGUGUUGCACGGUAGGUGUGAAUGUGGCAGCAACGACAAUACCCGGUUGUUAGACAAAAGUUUUGUAAAACGUAUACCUACUACAAUAUAGUAAUUGUAACAGUAGUAUAGAAAGCCUUUAAAUAUUAUUGAGUGCCAUUUCAUUUCGAUUACUUCAGGAUGACGAAACCGCACUGCACUGUGCAGCCACACGUGGCCACAUGGAAUGUGUCCAGAGUCUACUGGAGAGUGGAGCACCUAUCGACGCUCAGGACCAGACUGGACAAACAGCUCUACACUUGGCGUUGAGGAGGUCACAUCUUGACAUUGCUCUGUAUCUGAUUACAAAAGGAUGUAGCUUUGACUUGGUAGAUCAGGUGGGUACAUCAUACUACUCUAUCUGCAUUUAGUAUGAUGGAUACAUUUACAUAUUGUUAUUGAAUUCUCUUCUUUCAUGCUAUCUCUAAUUACUAAUGCCAUUUUAGUUAGGAGAUACCCCGCUUCACAUCAGUAGCCGACUUGGCUUGAUUGCCGCCGUCCAGACGCUGUGUCAUAUUGGAGCAGCGGUAGAUGUCGUCAACAAACGACACGCUACACCACUUCACGAAGCGGCUCGAGAAGGUCAUAUUGAGGUAGUGAGAUGUCUGAGUCUCUCGAAUGCUGAUGUCACCAUCAAAGACGAUGAGAAUCAGACGGCUUCUGAGCUGGCGAUGACCAAGAAUCACGACACCGUGCACAAUCUUCUGAACAAAGUCUCAUCUGUAAGUCACCUUACUCAUGUAGAUAGUAAUGUUAUCUUAAAUACAGGAUCAAGUGCGCGAGAAGUGCAUCCAACAGCUGUGUCCCAUGAACACGUGCUUAAGGAGGAUCAAGUUGAAGCUGUUUGGACAUUCAGAAGUCGGCAAGUCACGAUUGAUUGAAGCCCUACAGCAAGGUGUCAUCGACUCCUUUAUCACGGCCGUCUCACGACGGUUCUCUGACAACCUUGGCGUUACCCACAACGGAAAGGAGAAGAGGGUAUCCGAUGAAGGGAUUCACAGCUGUUCUUCCAGCUCUGUAUCCUGUCACGAUGCCUUCUUCAACGACAGAACGGUGGAUGGAACGACGGCCUUCAAGCGUCCCACUCACCCCAAUUACACCCGAGGUAUCGACGUGUUCAAUGUUAACUUCCCCAACUGUGGGGAGUACUCGGUGUGGGAGUUUGGAGGCUACGAGAGCUACCACAUCAUAUACGAUCAUUUUGUGGGGAACACGGACUGUAUACAUGUGGUUGUCAUCAACGGGUCUGAUCCAACAGAAGUACAGUACAAGGAGGUACUGUAUUGGAUGAACUUUCUCAAAGGAAGAGUGACUCCUUCCGAGCCUAUAGGACAUUGUGGAGUUGUGUCUCGGAGGUCUAAGGUGGUUGUAGUAGGUACACACGCUACUGUACAACAGUAUCCGGAGAAGAAUUCAGAUGGAGAAUUCAUAAGUUCGGAUGCUGAUGCCAUGAUGAACACGAUACGACUGAGGUUCGAGACUCAUUUUGAUAUUCAUGAGAAGCUAAUUCUACUUGACGCCGCCAAUUCCAAGUGUAACGGCCUCAGGUCCCUCAGGAGUUAUUUCCAUAAUGCCAGGAAUUCGAUCGUCGAAGUAGGUUUCGUGAUAUAACAGUAUAUUUUAUCUUUACUUACAUGUUUUAUCAAAUAUAACGUUUAAAAUUAGAAAUUGAAACUGCCAUUACAUAAUAAUAUUGUUUUAAAAACUAAUUUCAGCGCCUGCAACGGCCCUUGACAUUAUUGGACGACUGCGUCGCCUUCCUCGGCGUGCUACGACAAAGAUAUACCACAUUCCCUGUGAUAACAUGGCUCACCUUCACCAAUGUGAUACGAGAAGAAGUGAAUCCCCUGGCUUCUGACUCCCACUGUCGUCAGCUGAUUCAACAGCUUCAGUUGGUGGGAGAGGUCGUGUACCUGAGAGACGAGUCCUCCGAACUGGACUAUGUUGUCUUGGUGCCAGAAUGGCUAGGCUCUCACAUCCUCGGCACUCUUCUUUCGGCCCAAUUCUUGUCCCAAGCCAGGCCUGAUGGCUGCUACACGGUGGCUCAGUUCGCCUCCAUCUUCCCGGAGAUCAAAGAGACCGCUCAACUGCUCCACAUGUUAGACACUUUGCAGGUAGUCGCUUUGGGAAUCUUAUCAUUUCAUAAUAUCACUUUUCUGAUAAGCCGAUUACAGUUUUAUCUUGUUAUUAAUAUCCGUUUUCAGCUGUGCGUUGCGAUAGAGACGGGAGAGCAGAAGACAUACGAGUUCCCCGCUUUCAUCUUGAGCGACCCGCCCAAGGAUGUGUGGCCAAAUAAUCGACAUAACUACGUGUACGGUGGGCUACGUGUCGUUCCGAUGAGAGGCAUGGAACGGUCGUUACAAAGCACGUUUUCCCGAAUUCAAGUAGCCAUGAGGCGGAGCAUGAAUGACUUCCAGGACCCAAUCGACGCCGACCUUCAACAAUGGAGUGGCUGCAGCAAGAUCUGUAGCGGAUCGAUGGAGGCACUCGUGAGGCUACAUGGGGAUGCUGUAGAGAUUCAAGUCAGAGGUCCCAAAGAGAACGUGCCUGCUUGUGUGUACUUUAUGGAGGACCUGGCUAACCUCGUAGAACAGACAGCUAGCGAAGUGGCACCCGGAAUAUCUCUAGAAAGACACUUCUUGUCACCUAAACAUCUGGCAGCUCAUCGGCCGAGUCCGGCUUCCUUCCCUCCAGAAGAGAUCAUGGCGAUGCAGCAGAGAGAAUCCCUAAGCAUCGUGAACACUGAUGGAGAAGAAGAACUCUUCACCAAUGUGGUCUGCUUCGGAUCGAGGGACGUGGCUGCUGUGCUCACGUUGGGUAUCGACGUUUCGGUAUCACAGCUACAACUGAAUGCACGGUGCGAACUGGCUUCGCUUCUUGACCCACCUGACAAUAUGGGACGGGACUGGUCGAUUUUGGCUGUCAAACUGAAUCUAACUGACCAAUUGCCUGAAGUUGAUUCGACUGGUCAGAGUCUGUCACGGACGGAUCAACUUCUGGCCGAAUGGGCGCUACAGUGUCCUGAAGUGGCGUCGAUUGGUCGACUGUGCUCGAUCCUGGACGAGAUGGGUCGUCAAGAUGCGAGAGACGUGCUUUACCGUACCGUUCCCCUGUACUUGUUCGCACCGUUCGAAGAGAACCCGGGCAUUGGCAACGGAAUUUCGCAAACUGAUUCGGGUGUCACUUCAGUAUCCCACUCCACUGGGGACUGA
Messenger RNA from Bursaphelenchus okinawaensis, 7634 nucleotides. The record is from the annotation of a GenBank genome assembly. Lineage: Eukaryota; Metazoa; Nematoda; Chromadorea; Rhabditida; Aphelenchoididae.